AUAUCUGUUAAUGAUGUUACCUUCUCCGAUAUCCAAGGUCGUUAAAACUUAAAAGAACACUCAAAUGUUUUACUUCUUUUUGUAUAAGGACUAGAGGAACUCAUGAACGAAGUGGUUGUGAUAUCGAAGUUGCAACAUCGGAAUCUAGUGAAAUUACUUGGAUGUUGCAUUGAAGGUGAAGAAAGGAUGCUAGUAUAUGAAUAUAUGCCAAAGAAAAGCUUGGAUGCAUAUCUAUUUGACCCAUUGAAGCAAACGAUUCUUGAUUGGAAGACUAGAUUCAACAUAGUGGAAGGAAUUUGCAGAGGUCUUUUGUACCUUCACAGAGAUUCAAGACUAAAGAUCAUACACAGAGAUCUAAAAGCUAGCAAUAUUUUGUUAGAUGAGAAUCUAAACCCGAAGAUAUCUGAUUUCGGACUUGCAAGAAUCUUCCGAGCGAAUGAAGAUGAAGCUAACACAAGAAGGGUUGUUGGAACAUACGGCUAUAUGUCACCGGAAUAUGCAAUGGAAGGUUUCUUUUCAGAAAAAUCAGACGUUUUCAGCUUAGGGGUUAUAUUUCUAGAGAUCAUUAGUGGGAGAAGAAACUCUAGUUCUCACAAGGAAGAGAGUAAUCUAAACCUUUUGGCUUAUGCGUGGAAGCUGUGGAACGACGGUGAGGCUGCUUCUCUAGCAGAUCCAGCUGUCUUUGAUAAGUGUUUUGAGAAAGAGAUAGAGAAAUGUGUUCAUAUUGGACUGUUAUGUGUGCAAGAAGUUGCAAAUGAUAGACCGAAUGUUUCAAAUGUGAUUUGGAUGCUAACUACCUAGAGCACGAACCUCGCUGAGCCGAAGCAGCCUGCGUUUAUAGCAAGAAGAGGAGCUUCUGAGGCUGAAUCUUCUGACCAGAGUAGUCAAAAGGUAUCUAUCAAUGAUGUGAGCCUCACAGCUGUAACAGGGCGUUAAGCUCACCAAGCCAAUCUCUGUCUCUUUAUAUAUACAUAAAUUAUGUAAUAUAUACGUUUUGAGAAACUCAUAUCUUCACAAGUUUUGUUAUUCUGGGUUUCUUCAAUGGUUAGAUCAAUGAAUAAGAGAUGUAAUUCAGAUU
This is a messenger RNA of Camelina sativa (false flax), 1078 nucleotides long. The record is from RefSeq and is a predicted model, not a curated record. NCBI's taxonomy places the organism in Eukaryota, Viridiplantae, Streptophyta, Magnoliopsida, Brassicales, Brassicaceae.